AUGAAGAGACCGGCUUACGUUUCCUACUGGGUCUUCCCAAUAAUUUCCGGCCUAGUAUGGCUGGGUAUGCUCCUCGGCAUGCUCCUCUCAUGGAUCAUCGACGAAAACUCCCGCCACUACGACACCAUGUCUGAGAGGGCCACCAUCGCCUACAUCAGCAACAUAGGCGCCGAUCGCUUACAGCCUCUCUUCAUUACCGGAUGUACUCUCACGGCUGUAUUUCUCGACGCUGCCUUCAUCGCCGAGCGCUGGCUAAGGCAUAAGGGCCGUCUUGUGCCCAACUCCUCAAAGGGCGAGAAGGCUCUCUCUAUUUUGAGUCUCUUGUUUGCCGUCGUCGGAACUGUGGGCCUCAUUUGUCUGUCCAUCUUUAAGACGGGCACGCAUGGCCGUCUGCACUGGGUCUUCUUGGCACUCUUCAUUAUUGGAUACCUGAUCUCUGCCAUUUUUCUUUGCUGGGAAUACCAGCGUCUCCAAUUCAAAAACCGCGAUUUCCCUGAGCUUCGCCUGUCCUUUUGGAUCAAACUCACUUUCAUUAUCGUCGAACUUGCCCUCCUCAUCGCCUUCGGCGCGUGCAGUAGAACGAGAAACACCAAUGCAGCCGCUGUUCUCGAGUGGAUCAUUUCAUUCAUCUUCAGCUUCUACGUCUUCUCGUUCGUCAUCGACUUAUGGCCGGCUGUCGAGACCAAAGACCCCAGCAAACGACACAAGAAGCUGACCGAGAGAGAGAUGGAGGAGGCUGCGAGCAUCAGCAACAAUUCCAAUUAA
Clonostachys rhizophaga is the source of this 765-nucleotide messenger RNA. The record is from the annotation of a GenBank genome assembly. Lineage: Eukaryota; Fungi; Ascomycota; Sordariomycetes; Hypocreales; Bionectriaceae.